CCAAUUCCCCCCCCAAACCGUGCCUCAGAGCCCCAACUGCCCUCUCUAGAAGUAAUGGCAGACAUCGUAUUAUCUGCUGCAGUCAGUUGCCUCUGGAUCGCGCAGACAGUGCUUUCGAGCUUAUGCAUCGUUUUUGUUCCUAAGCAGUCCUAUCUCCGCUAUGUUUGGAUACCCUGUUCUCUAUGGAUUGCAUAUCAAGCAUUUCGCUUGGUACAGAGAAUUCCGACCAGCCCCAUCCACUACAGCAAAGCUGGGGCUCAUGUUUUUGUUGUUGUUGCCCAAGCUGCAAACUUACUUGUACUCAAUCCCCUAGAUCGGAGAGAUCUCCUACGCGCAGAGGUAUUCAUCGAUUCAUCCCCAGUGCUCACCCAGAUCUGGUCCACCUUUGGAUUUCUUAUUGCCCUGCGCGGUAUUGGCACUCAUUGGCAAGUCAAGAAUGUUCCUGCUCACCCGAAGGCUCUCAUCCGACGAGCGAAGGGUAUACUUCCACGGAAGGCUUAUAUUAUUCGGCAAGGAGCGAUUCUUACCUGGCAGUACCUGGUGCUAGAUUUCGUUUACGUUCACUUUCUUCAAGAUGGCUCACCCAAGUCUUCUGUGCACGACUUUCAAUACCGAGGUGUUGACCUAGCAGGGUGGUUGAGACGGGCCGCAGCAGCUCUGGUUACAUGGUUCUUAGUUGCCAGGUUGCUCGUCGAUUCCAUUUAUCGAACUGCGACUCUGAUUGCUGUUGGACUGGGCGGAGCCGCACCAGACGACUGUCCGCCGCUGUUUGGAAGUAUGUGGGAUGCGUACACGCUGCGGAAUUUCUGGGGGUAUGUCUGCUAUAUCGCUCAAUUCCUCUUUUCCUCUCCCAAAGGGGACUAUACCUCUAUUGUGUUGAUGUCUGCGCAUAAGAGCAGCCUGUUUAUUCUGUCUUCUUUGAUCCUAACAAUAGCAUACGACUCCUAGGAAGUUCUGGCACCAGUCGCUGCGAUGGCCAUUCACAUCCUUCACCAAUCACAUCACUAGAGAUAUUCUCGGUCUCCAUCGACCGUCUUUUAUGGAGCGAUACCUUAACAACUUCCUAGUAUUUGUUCUAUCAGGUCUUCUACAUCUGAUGAUAGAUUCUAUGCAGGGCGUGUCGCCUAGUCAAUCCGGGGCGAUGACUUUCUUUCCUCUCUUCACGUUGGGAUUUAUAAUUGAGGAUAUACUACAGGAAGCCUGGAACAAACUAAACGCCAUAAAUCGAACCAACCGGUCAAAGCGGGGACCUUCCUCGUGGCAACGAAUCCUGGGAUUAUUUUGGGUUAUGACGUGGUUGUCUCUGACAUCACAUUGCUAUCUCGAAG
This is a messenger RNA of Purpureocillium takamizusanense, 1328 nucleotides long. RefSeq lists its product as uncharacterized. The transcript has a single exon. Bases 55 to 948 code for a protein of 297 amino acids. Lineage: Eukaryota; Fungi; Ascomycota; Sordariomycetes; Hypocreales; Ophiocordycipitaceae. The record is from RefSeq and is a predicted model, not a curated record.